This is a messenger RNA of Argentina anserina (silverweed cinquefoil), 2303 nucleotides long. RefSeq names its product mitogen-activated protein kinase 9. Gene Ontology annotation, biological process: protein phosphorylation; intracellular signal transduction. Gene Ontology annotation, molecular function: ATP binding; MAP kinase activity. The record is from RefSeq and is a predicted model, not a curated record. The transcript is spliced from 10 exons. Lineage: Eukaryota; Viridiplantae; Streptophyta; Magnoliopsida; Rosales; Rosaceae. Gene Ontology annotation, cellular component: nucleus; cytoplasm. Bases 388 to 1899 code for a protein of 503 amino acids.
AUUCUCAGCUUGCAACCAUGUCUUGUCUUUUCUCAAAUUAGAUAUAAAUAUAUAUGUAUGGCCUUCCUUCCAAUCCUUACUUACCUCCUCAAUAUCCCAUUGCCUUUAAUUAAGUUUUUGACUUUAUGGUGGUGAUCACAGUUUGUUCAGUUGACAAGUUCAAAUCUGCACUGCUGGAUAUCUAUUUAUACAUACUUAUUAAUUUACAUACGUAUGUGAUCGGUUGAUUCAUAUCUUCGUCAGAUCCUACGCGUUUUUUUGUUUUUGUUUUUGGUUCUGGGUUGGUUUCAUAUAUCUCAGAGCUGAAAAGGGUCAGGCUACUCUCUCAUAUUCUGGGUGGUCUGAUUCCUAUACUUACCCAACUUUGUAUAUUGCUUUUUUAAGAAUAUGCUUGACAAUGAGUUCUUCACCGAAUACGGUGAGGCAAGUCAAUAUGAGAUACAAGAAGUGAUUGGCAAAGGUAGCUAUGGGGUUGUUGCCUCUGCAGUUGAUACUCACACUGGUGAGAAGGUGGCUAUUAAGAAAAUCAAUGAUGUCUUUGAGCACGUCUCUGAUGCCACUCGCAUUUUAAGAGAAAUUAAGCUUCUUCGAUUACUGCACCAUCCUGACAUUGUGGACAUAAAGCAUAUUAUGCUACCUCCUUGUAGACGAGAAUUCAAGGAUAUAUAUGUUGUAUUUGAGUUGAUGGAAUCUGACCUCCACCAAGUUAUAAGGGCAAAUGAUGAUCUUACCCCUGAGCAUUAUCAAUUUUUCCUGUACCAGCUUCUUCGAGCUCUCAAGUAUAUACAUACAGGAAAUGUUUUCCAUCGAGAUUUAAAGCCAAAAAAUAUACUUGCGAAUGCAGACUGCAAACUGAAAAUCUGUGACUUUGGUCUUGCUCGUCCAUCAUUCAGCGAUGCGCCAUCAACUGUCUUUUGGACUGAUUAUGUGGCGACUCGGUGGUACCGUGCUCCUGAACUUUGUGGUUCUUUUUUCUCCAAGUACACUCCUGCUAUUGAUAUUUGGAGCAUAGGGUGUAUAUUUGCAGAAAUGCUAACAGGAAAACCUUUGUUUCCUGGGAAAAAUGUUGUACAUCAAUUAGAUCUCAUUACUGAUUUACUUGGCACGCCAUCUACAGAAUCUAUUGCAAGGAUUCGGAACGAAAAGGCCAGAAGAUAUUUAAGUAAUAUGAAGAAAAAGAGACCAACUCCUCUCUCACAAAAAAUGCCUCAUGCUGAUCCAUUGGCUCUUCGUUUACUUGAACGUUUGCUUGCAUUUGAUCCUAGAGAUCGUAUUUCUGCUGAAGAGGCAUUAUCAGACCCGUAUUUUUAUGGAUUGGCAAACAAGGACAAUGAACCAUCUAAGCAACCCAUUUCAAAGCUCGAGUUUGAUUUUGAAAAGAGGAAACUAAAAAAAGAUGAUGUCAGAGAGCUAAUUUAUAGAGAGAUUUUAGAGUAUCAUCCGAAGAUGCUGCAUGAUUAUCUUGAAGGUUCAGAUAAUGUUGGCUUCAUGUAUCCAAGUGGAGUUGAUCGAUUUAGACGACAAUUUGCCCAUCUUGAGGAACAACAGUUUGGUAAAGGUGACAGAAGUACUGCACUACAAAGGAAGCAUGCUUCUUUACCUAGGGAACGAGUUUGUAUGGAUGAGGGUACAAAUCAUAAUGGCAAUUCUAAAAAGGGCACCACACUCUCAGCAGGUCGUGCAGCUAUUCAGAGCCCUCCAAAGUCCCAAAGGUUUGAAGUAACAUUCUCUUCUGGUGAAAAUGGAUCAACCAUACAGAAUGGCAUUAAUAAGCCACAUUAUAGUCCUCCCGGCCUGGUGAAGAGUGAUAGUAUGAGUGCUUCGCAGUGUGUCGUUGUAAAUGGAAAGUACCUCGAGGCAAGUGUUGAUGAGUCAUUACUUGAGUUAGAUGCCUGUUAGUUGUUAACAGUUUUCUUAGCAAGCAAGUCCAUUCUCAUCAUGAUGAACUGUAUCAUGCUUAAAUCUCUUAUUAAAUCUACAUCUACCGAGUAUUCUGUUAUUGUAUACUGGCUGAAGGAAACAAUUGCGGCGCAAAAGAAAGAGAUGAUUAACAUGGUGGCAUAAAAGGUUGCGGCAGCUGCUGCAGCACCAUACCUCUAGUAUUAUCUGAUAAGAUGGACUAAUCCCCAGAUGAAGACUUCAGUCUGUUCAUUGGGACCAUCAUAACCUCCGUAUUGUCUCUUUAAAUAACAUUCACCAACCUUCAAAACUUUUUAAUGUUUUCAACGGCAAGAAUUUAAAUGCCGUUGAUUCUCUGUAGAACCUAUUAUGCUUACUUGUUACUUACCAAUUCUGAGGACCAA